AUGUUCAUCUUCGAUCCAAAGGCAUUCGCCCUUUUGGAUGCGAAGGGUUUGCUAGAUGGUGGCACUACUACCAAGCUGGUGCUCAAUGCUUCGCUGGACCGCAUGCAACUUCGCUGGACAAUGGCAUCGGAAAUCAAGGCCGGCUCCGUUACCAUUCGACCUGGUGACGCCGUGCCAAUGUGUUGA
Messenger RNA from Exophiala oligosperma, 186 nucleotides. RefSeq lists its product as uncharacterized. Bases 1 to 186 code for a protein of 61 amino acids. The record is from RefSeq and is a predicted model, not a curated record. The transcript has a single exon. Lineage: Eukaryota; Fungi; Ascomycota; Eurotiomycetes; Chaetothyriales; Herpotrichiellaceae.